Molecule: messenger RNA, 469 nt
Organism: Amyelois transitella
Lineage: Eukaryota; Metazoa; Arthropoda; Insecta; Lepidoptera; Pyralidae
Gene: cype
Product: cytochrome c oxidase subunit 6C
Exons: 3
Coding region: 162-398 (78 amino acids)
Source: RefSeq, a predicted model, not a curated record
UGGUUUACCCUGAUUGGUUGUAAAUGAAUGUAUAGAUAAACUGACCAAUGAACGUAGUUUUUUCUUAUCUUGUGCGAAACCCGAAACAAGAAACAGGCUAAGCGAAAUCUACUUGCUGUGAUUGAUUCUACGAAAAAGUUGAGAAAUUUCCAAAAUAUAAAAUGGCUGGAGACAAGGCCGUAGCCACCGUCAGCAAGCCACAGAUGCGUGGACUCCUCAACUCGGCAAUCAAGCGCAACUUGACCAUCUCCAUCACCCUGGCCGUCAUCUCAGGGUUCGCCUUCAAGUUCAUUGUGGGCAAUGAGCGCAAGAGGAAGUACGCUGAAUUCUACAGGACAUACGACGCUGAGAAGGAGUUUGAGGAGAUGAGGAAGAAGGGACUUUUCCAAUCAUGCUGAAAGUCAGGCGUUUAGUGUAGUAUUAUUGUAUGCUGUGAAUAAUGUUAAUAAAUCAAUUAUGAUUUAAUUUA